This is a messenger RNA of Psylliodes chrysocephalus, 1938 nucleotides long. NCBI's taxonomy places the organism in Eukaryota, Metazoa, Arthropoda, Insecta, Coleoptera, Chrysomelidae. The record is from the annotation of a GenBank genome assembly.
UAGAAAAUGACGAAUUCUAAAUUAUUAAAAAUAAUUUUAGCAUCGUUGUUUUUAAUUAAAUUAGUUUAUUCUCAAGAUACUGCAGAAAUUGAUCGAUUAGAAAAGUUAAUAAAUACUGGGACGAAAGCAGCUGAGGAUUAUAUACUGCCUACUGAUGCUAGACAGUACCAAGCAACAGAUAACAAUGUACAAGAAUAUGGUACAUUCGACUUCGUUAUCGUCGGAGGUGGUUCAAGCGGCAGCGUAUUAGCGAGACGAUUGUCCGAUAUAGGAGACUGGAAUAUUUUGGUCAUAGAAGCAGGCGAAUUUUCUGACAAUGGUUUCAUACAAUUUCCCAGAUUUUUCGCACAUCACAAAUUUUCAGAUUACAACUGGGGCUACAAAACUGUACCACAAACCACUGCAUCUUUAGCCGCUGUCAAUAGAACCGCCAACAUAUACUUAGGAAAAGGUGUUGGAGGUACCUCUUUGAUCCAGCAAGUAAUAUACAGUCGAGGUCAUCCUGAAAAUUACAACAACUGGGCUAAAAUUACAUCAGACCCAUCGUGGUCCUACAAAAACGUCCUUAAGUACUUCAAAAAAUCCGAAAAGUUCAACUGGACAAACCCACAAGCACCUGUAGACAUGAACUACCAUAGUACUAAAGGUGAAUUUCACGUACAACACCGUACUCCAACGUACUAUCUAAAUGACGUAUUCCUUAACGCUAACAAAGAACUAGGCUAUGACAUCACCGACUACAACGGUGCUUCAACAUCUGGUGCAUCAAUUUUACAAUUAAAUACUCGAAAUGGCGCCAGAGAAGAUACUGGUACUGCUUUUGUUAAGCCAGUAUUGAACAGCUUCAACUUGAAAGUUCUGACAAAAAGUUUUGUCACCAAAAUUGAAAUAGAUAAGCUAACCAAAAUAGCGAAGAGUGUUAUUUUCACCAGAAACGGUAAAACUUACCGUGCUAUAGUUAAAAAGGAGGUCAUACUUGCCGCAGGUGCUAUUGGUAGUCCUAAAAUACUGAUGUUAUCAGGAAUAGGACCCAAAGAUCACCUAGAAAACUUAGGAAUAGAUGUUAUAAAAGACUUAGACGUUGGUAGUGAACUAAAAGACCACGCAAGUGCUGGUGGGCUAGUAUUUACAACCAACGUGACAAGACCUGUAGAUACUUUCAGACAAUGGUUAGAAGAUUAUGUAAAAGGACAAGGUGAUUUGACAGGUGUCAGCAGAGCACAAGCUUUGGGCUUCUAUCCUAGAAACAGUAUAAAUACAAAAGGAGUACCAAUAAUAAGCGUAAAUACUGACAUAGCUUUACGUUCAAAAAUGGUACAAAAAUAUCUAGAUUUCACUACAGAAACUAUAGACGCGUACUGGGGUACCAAUAAUAAUGCUGUAAGUUUCGUUGUAAAGUUACUAGAUCCAAAAUCUUGUGGUACUCUUAGACUUAAAUCAAAAAACCCUUUUGAAUAUCCUUUAAUCAAUCCUAAAUUUUUAUCAGAUCCUGAGAACAGUGAUAUCGAGGAACUGUACAAAGGAAUACAGUUAAUUUUUAAAUUAUCACAGACGGUACCGUACAGAAGCAUUGAUUUGAAGUAUUUGGGUGAACCAGUACCUGCUUGUAAGCAACUGGAGUUCAAGUCUAAGGAUUAUUGGUACUGCUUUUUGAGACAGGUGACUAUAUCUGGGUACGAUCCUAGCGGUACUUGUCCAAUGGGUUCUAGUCCGUGCGAAGGAGGAGUCGUGGAUUCAAAAUUAAGAGUUUUUGGUAUUAAAGGAGUUAGAGUCGGUGAUGCUAGCGUUUUUCCAAGUCCCAUUGCAGGAAAUUCGGUGACGGCCAGUAUUAUGGUGGGGGAGAAGCUGGCUGAUAGCUUGUUAGCAGAAUAUUUUUUCUAUUAGUAUUAGUUAUGUUAUUUCUUUAAAUUGUGUGUGAAAUAAAAUAAUUCUUGUUAA